Messenger RNA from Suillus subaureus, 703 nucleotides. RefSeq lists its product as uncharacterized. Gene Ontology annotation, cellular component: endoplasmic reticulum; nuclear envelope; membrane. The record is from RefSeq and is a predicted model, not a curated record. Bases 92 to 547 code for a protein of 151 amino acids. The transcript is spliced from 7 exons. NCBI's taxonomy places the organism in Eukaryota, Fungi, Basidiomycota, Agaricomycetes, Boletales, Suillaceae. Gene Ontology annotation, molecular function: glutathione transferase activity; glutathione peroxidase activity.
UGCCCGGCAAGCCGACUGAUUACGCGUCCCCUGUUGGCACACCGACUCACCGACCUGUCCCACGGGCACAAGUUCUUUCCAAACCGCCAUCAUGUCUUCAUCCAUCGUUUUGCCCCCCGGUUUCGGAUAUGUAGCAGCUGGACUGGUAUCCACUGCUUGGGUUCUUGGCUGGCAGGUACUAGUCGUAGGCAGGUACAGAACAAAAUCCGGGAUCAAGUACCCUCAGCUGUAUGCCGAGAAAGCACAAGCUGAUGCUUCUAAAGAAGCCUUCCUCUUUAACUGCGCUCAGCGCGCUCACCAAAACACGAUUGAGCACAUGCCUCUUAUUAUUGUGACCACUCUGGUAACUGCAAUGAAGUAUCCUGUCUUUGCUGGAUAUGCAUGUGGCUUAUGGGCGCUGUCCCGUGUUCUGUAUACUCUAGGGUAUACCACCGGAGAUCCAGUCAAGCGUAAUACACGCGGUGGCAUACUUGGUGAACUUCCUCUUUUUGGACUUUUCCUUGGCUCCACCUACACGGCAUUUGAUCUUUUACGCUCAUCUGCUUGAAACGUUCCCGUUGCAAGGUUAUUCUAUGCAUUUGAUGUGACGGGUUGUAAUUAGAGAAAUACGUACACGAUCUUGACCGACUUGAUCAAUAUCAUGCGAAACGUUGGAACUGCAUAUUAGUACAUGAUGAUGAUCAAAUAUCGAAUGACACGAAAA